Vitis riparia (riverbank grape) is the source of this 2302-nucleotide messenger RNA. Its product is annotated as ultraviolet-B receptor UVR8. The record is from RefSeq and is a predicted model, not a curated record. The transcript has 7 exons. Lineage: Eukaryota; Viridiplantae; Streptophyta; Magnoliopsida; Vitales; Vitaceae. The coding region runs from base 385 to 1989 and encodes 534 amino acids.
ACAACCUCUUGGAAAAGCUAGGGGCCUUAAUAUUAUUCAUUUACUCUUGAAAGAGGAAAAAAAAUUCUCCCUUUUCUCUCAUACUUCUUCCAAACAAUCCACCCAAAAACCCCACUAUCAUCUCCAUUUUCUUCAGAAUUACGCAACACAGAAUCCUCUCAUCAGAUUCUCAUUUCAACGCCCUUCAAUUUGAUCUUUUUCCUGUUGUUUUUGGCUUCAAAUCCAGUAAUUCUCCUCGUUUAUUGACCGAUGCUGAUGAGUUUUCAGGAAUCCUGGUCUCUGGGCUAUGUUUUGAGACCUGAAGUUUGCUGAUCAGUACGUAACCCAAGCAGUCAGAUCGUCUCUUCUGCAUAAUUUGGGCACUGCAAAACUUUGGCAGUGCCCAUGGAUGCCACAAGGAGCGGGACGCCCACUGUUCAAUACCAUAACAUACCUGACCAACCGAUUGCUGCUAUUGUCACCUCCCCAUUACCAACAUUUCAAAGACAACAACGACACUGCUUUGGGGACUCAAGCCCUGGAGAAUUUCCAUUGGCUGCCAACCCCUCCAUUGUUCUCCAUGUCCUCACGGCAUGUAACUUGGAACCUCAGGAUCUUGCAAAGCUCGAGGCAACAUGUUCCUUCUUCAGGCAGCCUGCACACUUUGCCCCUGAUUUUGAACUGUCCAUAUCGGAGCUUGCUGCUCUGGAUAUGUGCCUAAAGAGGGCCAUAUUUAGGCCAAUGACGCUAGAAGAACGUGAAGUUCUAAAGCAAAGGUGCGGAGGCUCAUGGAAACUCGUUCUGAGGUUUUUGCUGGCUGGAGAAGCAUGUUGCAGGAGGGAGAAGUCACAGGCAAUAGCAGGACCAGGUCACAGCAUUGCUGUGACAGUGAAAGGAGCUGUUUACUCAUUUGGCUCUAACAGCUCUGGACAGCUUGGACAUGGCACCACAGAUGAGGAAUGGAGGCCUCGCCAAAUAAGAUCUUUGGAAGGCAUUCGCAUUAUCCAAGCAGCUGCAGGGGCUGGCAGGACAAUGCUGAUCAGUGAUGCUGGCCAGGUUUAUGCCUUUGGAAAGGACUCCUUUGGGGAAGCCGAAUAUGGGGUCCAAGGAACUAAACUAGUAACAACUCCACAAUUGGUUGAGUCUUUGAAAAACAUAUUUGUGGUACAAGCUGCAAUUGGUAAUUUCUUCACAGCUGUGCUGUCAAGAGAAGGCAGGGUGUAUACAUUUUCUUGGGGUAAUGAUGCCAAACUUGGGCACCAAACGGAAGCAAAUGAUUUGGAACCUCAUCCUUUGUUGGGGGCACUAGAAAAUAUACCAGUGGUGCAAAUUGCAGCUGGAUACUGCUAUCUUCUUGCUCUAGCUUGUCAGCCUAAUGGCAUGUCGGUAUACUCUGUUGGCUGUGGCUUGGGUGGGAAGCUUGGACAUGGCACAAGAACUGAUGAGAAGCACCCUCGACUGAUUGAACAAUUUCGGAUUCUGAACCUUCAGCCCAUGGUGGUUGCAGCUGGUGCUUGGCAUGCUGCUGUGGUUGGGCGGGACGGUCGGGUCUGCACAUGGGGUUGGGGGCGUUAUGGGUGCUUAGGUCAUGGGAAUGAGGAGUGUGAAUCAGUUCCAAAGGUGGUGGAAGCUUUGAUUAAUGUCAAAGCUGUUCAUGUUGCUACAGGGGAUUACACAACCUUUGUGGUGUCUGAUGAUGGUGAUGUCUACUCAUUUGGGUGUGGAGAAUCAUCCAGUCUUGGGCAUAAUAAUGGGCCUGAUGGACAGGGAAAUAGGCAUGCUAACAUCUUAAGCCCAGAAUUAGUAACAUCACUGAAGCAGAUUAAGGAGCGGAUGGUACAGAUCAGCCUCACCAAUUCCAUAUACUGGAAUGCCCACACUUUUGCGCUCACUGAAACAGGGAAGCUGUAUGCAUUUGGUGCAGGAGACAAAGGGCAGUUGGGUGUAGAGCUCGUUGCCAACCAAACUGAGAGGGGAAAUCCAGAGCGGGUUGAUAUUGAUCUCAGCUAGGGAUAUUGCCUCACCCUCGUAUCAUCUACACCAAUGCCAUUCCUAAUUUAUCAUCACCACCAUCCACGAUCAUGCUUUGCAUUUACUGUUUAUAUUUCCUUGUCUAUUCUGUACAUAGAAACAAAAAAGGAUUGUGAAGGAUCAAGCUAGGUAGCAGGGGGGCCAAGCAAAUGCAUUAUUGUUGACUUUUAAAGUUAAAAAAGAAAAGGUUAGUGCUUAGGCCUCAAGCAGUGAAUAGCUGAUACAUUUGUCCAGGUUCAUUUUAUAACUUAUUUAUGUUAAAUGAAUUCAUAAGUUAUCUGGUUAGCCCCAA